Molecule: messenger RNA, 3864 nt
Organism: Cladocopium goreaui
Lineage: Eukaryota; Dinophyceae; Suessiales; Symbiodiniaceae
Source: the annotation of a GenBank genome assembly
GCCUUCGAUGCCCUCCGUUGCCUGGAGCUGGACACGGAGUGGGAUGCGUCGUCGGUGCAUCACUGGAUCUUGGAGCUGCACAGUUGGACUUCACAUCGACUUGUCACGGCCAUUACAGCCAUCCUUCUGCGGGAAUACGUUGGGUACUCGGUGGUCUUUAAUGAAGUCUCUUCUCCUUGGCGACUCCAUGAACGGCUUCAGAAAGUUGGGAUUGAUGCCAAACUCACUGAUGCUCAUCCAGGUUUUGGCUAUGCGGACAUGGAAGUUUGGCCUUUGAGAAUUCGUGAAGCUAAGAGUGAGAACUUCAUUGAUGCUGGACCCACAGGAUAUGAGGGAGACAGCGGCUGGUGGAUUUCAAGCGACUUCGAUCGCAAGAGCUACAGCCUCCCUCCAGAUUUCUACCGAGCAUACGACGUCAGCCAAGCUUCAAACAGACCUUUGUUGGAGGCCUUGAAGAGCGUUUCCAACGUGAGCUGCGCGCUGGCCUGCUGCCCCAGCCCCGCCAGCCCCGCCAGCCCCGCCGACGUUUGUGGCGCUGUCGGAGGCUGCGCGACUGCGCCAGAGGUUCACUGGUGUCCAGGAAAGAGCGUUGAAACUUUGCCUGCCAUUGUUGCUUUAAGCCCAUCGCCAGAUGAGGGAUUUAACGAGGAGCUCAGCCGCAGCAACGGUUUUCUCUUCGGAAUUCACUUCAUGAGGAAAGAGCUCUACAUGAACCGCUCCUUGGCGGUGCUUUCGAAGGGCCCCGGCAUUGUGCACAUGUCACGGCCGUCAUUGCUCUCCACACGGCUGCAGCAGGCAGAGAUGCCAGUCUUCCGACUCAUGUUGCCCAGGGAUCAUUGCGGAGAACAUCGGGCAGAUGGCACCGGAGAUUGGUCGUGCGAUUUUCCAAAGCAACAGCUGCGCAAACUGAUCUCGAUGGACGUGGAAAAGGACGCCGUGGCCACCAAAUUCUUCAGGAACUUUCGGAUUUUACCCACUUCCACAGGUCGACUGGAAGGGGGCGGCAUUGAAGAUUUGCUUGCGGCUUUGCCAUCCUCCCCCACUGAUGAGGACCUGCUGGAAGUCGCAUGUGACUGGGUGCGGGCGAACAAGGCUUCUUGGCGCACAUGGACCACUCCAAGAAAGGUACCCUUCUUCGCUGACACCUUGCAUUUCACUUAUCCCUUUCCAAUUCUGGCGCUUUUGCUCAUCAUUUCUGCAGUUUGGAUGGCAGCUCUGGAGAAUCCGUGGCUGUGGACCACCUUGAGUCCUCGGGAAUGGCGACGGAUCUUGCAGAAGAACAACGCCGUGUGGCGCAGCGAUGUGGAACUGAAGCUGCGGAAGAUUGGGGACAGUCCGUCCUCACCAUCCUCUCCCAAGCGGAAACCCUCGGGUCUCCAGGAUGCGUUCUGGGAAGGCUUGCAAGAAAAGUCGCAAAGAGCCUGGCAAUUCUGGGAGAAAGUUGAGUUCUUGGUAGCAGACGCCAAGCCGCCACCACCAGAGGAGGACAUGAACGUGAGCUUGGUGAGUUUCAUACACCACACCUUCCCCUGCUUCCAGCAUUCCGAAGCUACGCUGUUUUUGCACCGAACCAAGCCCAACGAAGAGAUCCAGGUGGACGUCGUUGUGGAAGAAAACUGCGGCGGCGGCAAAAGUGGCAGAGACUUCACAGCCAGAACCCACCAGGUGACCUUCCAGAGGGGUCAGGAUCAAGUGGCGUUGCCCAUUCCCAUCAUCGAUCACAAGGACACUUGGCAGAACACCUACUGGUUUCAAGCCCGUAUUGUGAGCCUUCACGGUGCAGGUCAGCUGGCGGAGCCGGUGCGAGCGACCAUCCUCGUCCUCGAUGAGGACACGUGGCCCAACAACAUCCCCUCCAGUCUACGGAAUGGCAAAGGCGUUUCGCUCCUCCGAUAUUUCAUCCAAGCGGAUAGGCGGCGCCGUGGUAGGAGGUGGACAAAGACGAUGAUCGCCAUGGUGUUUCUACCAGUGCACUCUCUUCUGGUCUCUACUUUGGUGCAAAAGAUUCUGGUUGACCACGCCGUGGCUCGCAUGAUGAACACAGAUCCUGCUUGGGGAUAUUCUGAAUGUCUGAUUUUGAUCAUGGUGCAGCUGAUUUCCUUGGGAUUGAAUCGAUGGGCAGAUGUGGUGCAAACACGAAAUCGAGGCCGUACAGGUGGAAUCCGCCAGGUGCAUCGAUCCGAGAUGAUCCGGAAGUUUAUGCACCUGGAGCGCUCUGAGUAUUGGGAAGCAUCCGAUGCAGACUGGCUCUACUCGGCCAUCUAUGACGUGGAUGUGAUUACCGGCAAAGCGUAUUUCGGCGUCUUCGUGAUGGCCCAGUCGUGCUUCGCACUGCUGCUCUCGGUGUUGCUGGUCAGUGGACUGGCCGCCUGGAGCUACCUGGAAGAGGCCUCCAGUGUGGGUGUGCAAACUGCUUGGUACGUCAUCGGUGUCUUUGUCAUGAUGGCUGCGGGUGUUGUGGGUGUUUGGGUUCGCAUGAAGAUCAUUUGGGUGGCCGUGCUGGCCAGAAAGAAGCGAGAAUGCGCAUGGUUCAAGUCCUGUGUCUUUGUCUUCACAAGUUGGAGGCAGUUUAUGGGAUUGAUGCAAACAGAGAAGGCCAAACUUGAACAUGGCGUUCUGGCGCAGAACGAAGAAUUCGUCCCAUCCCAUUGGGAUGCACGAGACACGAUGAAUGACACAGCAUGGAUCACCCAUUGGAUUCAAGGUGUGUCGUACUGCUUGAUGCUGACUUUCGGCACCUUUGCCUUGGCGGAUUACAACACUUACGGCGUGGGUGUCAUGGAGGUGGGGACCUUCUAUGCGCUGUGCAAAAUCUAUCUCAGCGUGGGAAAGUACAUCAGUCGCCUGUCCAAGGUCUUUGUCGACAUGCAGCAGGCCGUGGUUUCUCUGCGCGAUGUUGCUGCGAUGCUGAACCAAACCUGCCAGAAGUCCAAGCGAGCUGAGGCCACCCGGCUGGCCCAGUUCGGCAAUGGACGCUGGCACGAUCAACCUGGCAUGGUCCACGGCUGCAUCCACUUCCAAGAUGAUCUGUGCUUCGUGCGACCAGAAUACUACAAGGUGGGAUCGACAUUCUCCGACCUAAGACUGCAGACCGGAUGCUUGCUGCCCUUGGGGCGGUGCAUCUUUGUCUGCGGCCGCAACGAGCGCGUGCUCCGGAGCUUUCUGGGCUUAGCAUCGCAAGCGAUUUAUCCCACAGGACCAAAUGGGGAAGACAUGGAGGACUGGCCAUCCGUUUUGGUCCCUCCUGGCUUGACCCUGAAGAUGCUUUCCACGGUACCUGUGGCUUUUGGAUCAACUGGCCCUUCUACCAUCCAGCAGCUCAGUUUCACCGGUGCACCCAGUGACAUCUGCGAAGCCUUGGUAGCGGCUGUGGGUUUGGACAAAGAUCGAGAUCCCACCAGCCUCGGACCUGGCUCCUCUCAGGUGUUUUCAAUCGUCCGUGCCUUGCUGGUCGACCCGGAUGUGCUCUGCGCCUUUCGACCACUGUCCCUGGUGCCUCUGGACAUCAAGCCGCGAAUGGGUCAGUUGCUGCGGCUUUGGCAAGCAGGUGGGUUGCCAAGGAUCGCUCAGCUGUUAGGCGUUCCUGUGGCCAGCACAGUCUACAGACCGAGAAUGCGGACCUUGAUCUUGGGAAAUUCGCAAGACGCCAUCCCCAAUGCUCCAACACAGGAUUUCAUGAUCGAUCUCGACGAGCACUUGUGGCAGGGCCCAGACACGCCGACGGCAGGUUCACUGUCUCCACGUUUUGCCGAGUCGCAAGACGAGUACCGCGAGAGAAAAGCGCGUGCGCGAUCCAAGGUUCGUGAUGCUCCUCAGUGCAGCUGCUUUGGCCGGGGUUAUGCAAGCAUGGUCAGGCUUUCAUGA